Messenger RNA from Rhipicephalus sanguineus (brown dog tick), 4089 nucleotides. It is a transcript of the gene eRF1, whose product is annotated as eukaryotic peptide chain release factor subunit 1. The coding region runs from base 298 to 1623 and encodes 441 amino acids. Gene Ontology annotation, cellular component: translation release factor complex; cytosol. Gene Ontology annotation, molecular function: sequence-specific mRNA binding; translation release factor activity, codon specific. The record is from RefSeq and is a predicted model, not a curated record. NCBI's taxonomy places the organism in Eukaryota, Metazoa, Arthropoda, Arachnida, Ixodida, Ixodidae. Gene Ontology annotation, biological process: cytoplasmic translational termination. The transcript is spliced from 4 exons.
ACUCGUGAAUUCCACAUGGGUCCGCUGGUGUAGUCACGUUUUGUCCUGUUCUCUACUGGCUCUGUAGUGGGCACUGCCAGUUCAUGUAAUCGCUAUCGUUUCUGUUCUGGCACGCAGAAUCUUGCGUAACAUUUAGGAGCGGUUCACCUAUCGUUGCUAGUGCGCUGUUACUGUGGGAUUCGCUCCUGACGGCCAGAAAGCGAAGCGCUUGGGGCCGACAUUAGGCCUACGAGCGGUGGAUACCAUCGGUGUGAACCGGCCACGUUGAAGUAUUUAUAGUUUUAAUUUAAUUUAACCAUGGCUUCUACUGGGUAUAACUUGGAGGAAUCCAACGCUGAUAGGAAUGUGGAAAUCUGGAAGAUCAAGAAACUGAUCAAGAGCUUGGAGGCCGCGCGGGGCAAUGGCACGAGUAUGAUCUCAUUGAUCAUCCCACCGAAGGACCAGAUCUCUCGAGUAUCCAAAAUGUUGGCCGACGAAUUCGGAACGGCUUCCAACAUCAAGAGCCGUGUGAACCGGCUGUCAGUUCUCGGCGCUAUCACGUCCGUACAGCACCGGCUCAAGCUCUACACGAAAGUGCCGCCCAAUGGAUUGGUCAUCUACUGUGGUACGAUUGUAACCGAGGAGGGCAAAGAGAAAAAGGUUAACAUCGACUUCGAGCCGUUCAAGCCAAUUAACACAUCACUGUAUCUGUGCGAUAAUAAGUUUCACACAGAGGCCCUGUCUGCGUUGCUUGCGGACGAUAACAAAUUCGGCUUCAUUGUGAUGGACGGCAACGGAGCUCUCUUUGGCACCCUUCAAGGCAACACGCGGGAGGUGCUGCACAAGUUCACGGUAGAUUUGCCGAAAAAGCACGGACGUGGAGGUCAGUCUGCUCUGCGAUUUGCUCGACUACGUAUGGAGAAGAGGCACAACUAUGUGCGCAAAGUAGCCGAAGUGGCCACAACGCUUUACAUAAGCAAUGAUAGGCCAAACAUUGCAGGCCUCAUUUUGGCUGGUUCUGCUGACUUCAAGACUGAGUUGAGCCAAUCAGAUAUGUUUGACCCAAGGUUGCAGGUCAAGGUGCUCAAGCUGGUUGACGUGUCUUACGGUGGCGAAAAUGGCUUCAAUCAGGCCAUUGAGCUGUCAGCUGAGGUGCUGUCCAAUGUGAAGUUCAUUCAGGAGAAGAAACUUAUUGGCCGCUACUUCGAUGAAAUUUCUCAGGACACUGGCAAGUAUUGUUUCGGUGUAGAAGACACACUGAAAGCACUCGAGAUGGGCUCUGUUGAGAUCCUAAUUGCAUGGGAAAAUCUUGACAUUGUGCGCUAUGUGCUGAAGAACCACACAAGUGACGAAGAGAAGAUACUGCACCUUACCCCCGAGCAAGAGAAAGACAAGACCCACUUUCUGGAUCGAGAGACGGGCGUGGAGCUGGAGCUGGUGGAGUCCAUGGCACUGCUAGAAUGGCUGGCAAAUAACUACAAGAAUUUUGGUGCCACACUAGAGAUAAUCACAGACAAGUCUCAGGAGGGCUCACAGUUUGUCAAGGGUUUUGGUGGCAUAGGAGGCAUCUUGCGCUACCGUGUGGACUUCCAGUCUCUCGAGGUGAAUGACCUUGUGGAUGACUUUGAUUUAGAUGACCUGUAAACGCCCAUUUAGCUCCUUCAGCACUUUGGUUAGUGGCCGCUGUGCACGAGGAGUUUCCAACUAUUAUAACGCACACUUGGCUAACUGCCUGGCCUUCCAUCUGCCCUGGGUGUGCUGUACAGUGGGCCACAAGGGUGAGCGACAUUGCAGAAGAUGACUCUUGCUGCUUUGUCCUUCCCAAGCUCUACUGGCCAGACAGCAUGUGUGCCCUGUGCCCUCCCCUUCAUUGGAAGACUGUUCGUGAUGGGGAGAGGAUUCCUAGUGAAUUGCUAUCAAAGCAGUGCUGCUGCUGCUGCCUUUCCUGCACAAGUCGACAAAUUUUUUUUGUCACUUUGAAGUGUAGUUGUGGGUCUGGGAUGAACAAGAUGUGUGCCUUUUGGCAGUGAGGCAAGCGGUAAACUAAAAUGCCUAUGCCAGGAACUUUAUUAUACAUUAGAAUUUGUAUUUUUACAAAUGGUCUGAAUGUGUGCGAAUGGAUUUUUUUUAAUGGUGUGCGGCUGUGUGUGUACAAUGGUUCUAAAUUUCUCCAGGCUUCUGGCUGUGGUUAUUGCCAUUGUAUUCUUAAUAGCCACCCAUUUUAUUGACAAGACCAUUGUUAGCAAGAACGUAUUUCCAAGUGGACAUGGUACGCACACACAUUGUAUGAUCCUGGGAGCUAGCUAUGCAAGAUUCUAGGCUGCAGUCUUUUUAUUUUUAUUUUCCUCUUUCUCUUACUGGCAGCCUAAUUUGGUGCAGUGCUUGUUAAACAUUUUUGCCCUGCUUUUUCAUUUUUGCCUUUAAAAGGUGGUGUGGGUUUCUGUGAAAUGUGAAACAUGUGUGAAAUGUGUGUGAAAGUUGGUUGAUAGGAAUACUGCGGACCUACCUGGAUGUGCUUGUGAAGGUAUUUGUUCUGGUGCAUGGUGCUGAAGAAAUGGAUUGUAAAGAGGCAUUGACAAUACAUCUGUGGUGCGUGUAGAUAGAACACCUGCACAUGAUGACACUAAAAUUUUGUUCAAUUAAAGCUGGGGAGACAAGUACCAAGCCUUUCUCUCUCUCUCUCUUGCUAACUUUUGACUAUUGGCCUUUGUUGGAGGAAGUGCAAGACAACUGGUGCGUCUUGCCACACCCAGUCAGCAUUGUCUUGAGCACAUAGCUAUGAAGGCAGGCAGAAGGAACUUUCUAACCAUCUUCUGCAUGGCUUCAAUGCAUGUACAGUAAAUGGUUUUUGUGCAUAUGGCUGGUCAAGAAAUUUUAGCAAUUCUGUAGUUCAAAGAAGCAGGAAUAAAUUAAAACCAGCAGUACUCUUUCCAUGCCAGGGAUCUAUGAAUUGCCUUGAUGCUUUGAGCCAGGUAGCAAUGCAAGAAGGUUUAUCAUUGCAGAAAAUAAUUUGUUCUUUGUUGUAGGCACCGGUUUGUGUGGGGGGAUAAGUCUGCUUAGUGCAGUGCAACUUGGCCUAAUUAGGUGAAUAAUAUGCAUACUUGAUGGUGCGCAUAUUGAGCUAUUAUCUUUGUAGAAUGUGUCCUUAAUUUUCUGAGCACUGUGUGCAUCAGAGCAACAUCAUGUUGGAAACGUGUUUUCUGCCAUUUUGGCCCAAAUUGUUUCACUCCAUAAAACAGGACCCAAACAUUGUAGCAUGGAAAGACUGCCAAAUGACUGUGCGUUAAUGAGUAUCUUAAAUGUUCACACACUGAUUCUGCAACCCUUCUUAAAGGGGCCCCAUGACGUUACCUGGACAAAACCAUUCGACUUCAAUUUUUUGUUCACUGCACAAAAAUUGCUAAAAUUUGCACAUGUGACAAAAAGGUAUUAAACCUGAACCUUGAACAAAGGAGAUGAAAAUAAGCCUCUCGCAUUUCACGUGCUUAGCAAUGCCAAUCUUGCCAUGAAUGAGAGCAGGGCUUUUAUGUACAUAUUGGAAGCUUGCUAACAAGGUUAUCUUGUUGCCACUGCUUUAGAGGCAGCAUUUUGGGGGUUUAUGUUGAUGCUUCCAACUGCUCAAAAGGACUUACCCAGGACUCCUUUGUGCAGAUGUUGGAAAACAAGUAUCUGCUCAGUAGUGCAUUCACAGAACUUCCAAAGGAUAGAAAACUAUUUGGUGGAAAGGGGAGAGCAAAAGAGUAUGUCCUGUUGGAAGUAAUGCAUGCAUAGAUUUCAUUUCACCCCUGUUAGCCCAAUCUCAAAAUUCCAGCCUUUGGAUGCAUUCGUUUUUGUGCUUGCUUACUAGAUAAAAUGACUCAAUUUUCACCCCCCCCCCUUUUUUUUCAUUUGUUGAUAAGAACAAGGGGAAAAGACUUACUCUGCCCCAAUGAAUCAUGGUGAACAUGCUCAGGUGCAGAGUUUUUGCUUCCAAAUGUUGCCACUGUAUGCUGCAGCAGUUACUACGGGAUAUGCAUUAACCAAAUUAAAAUGCAAAAUGUUCUGAUGUUGCUGCUCUCAUCAGCACAGCUCUACUAUGCCAAGGUAAAAUAAAAAAAAAUGUAUGCCUGA